This is a messenger RNA of Arachis duranensis, 3119 nucleotides long. Its product is annotated as beta-galactosidase 3. Gene Ontology annotation, cellular component: vacuole; cell wall. Gene Ontology annotation, molecular function: carbohydrate binding; beta-galactosidase activity. The record is from RefSeq and is a predicted model, not a curated record. Gene Ontology annotation, biological process: carbohydrate metabolic process. The transcript is spliced from 19 exons. Bases 95 to 2647 code for a protein of 850 amino acids. Lineage: Eukaryota; Viridiplantae; Streptophyta; Magnoliopsida; Fabales; Fabaceae.
GACACCUGUGCCUGCAAUGAAAUCAUACGCUCUACUUAUAAGUACUCCUCUCUUCUUCUCAAUUUGAUCUUCGACUCUCUCUCUCUCUCUCAGUAUGGAAACUAGCUCGGUUUCCAAAGUUGUGUUUGCAUUUUGCUUGGCUUUGUGCCUUGUCACUCACCUUGUUCACUCAACUGUUACAUAUGAUAGAAAGGCCAUUCUCAUCAAUGGCCAAAGAAGAAUCCUUUUCUCUGGCUCCAUGCAUUAUCCUAGAAGUACCCCUGAUAUGUGGGAAGAUCUAAUUGAGAAGGCAAAAGAAGGAGGAAUAGAUGUGAUUGAAACCUAUGUGUUCUGGAAUGUUCAUGAGCCUUCCCCUGGCAAUUACAAUUUUGAAGGAAGAUAUGAUCUGGUGAGAUUCAUGAAGAUAAUACAGAAAGCUGGUCUCUACGCUCAUCUUCGCAUUGGACCUUAUGUCUGUGCUGAAUGGAACUUCGGAGGAUUUCCUGUGUGGCUGAAGUAUGUUCCUGGAAUAAGCUUCAGAACAGACAAUGAACCUUUCAAGAGGGCAAUGCAAGGAUUUACUGAGAAGAUUGUUGGAAUGAUGAAGAGUGAGGGUCUGUUUGAAUCCCAAGGUGGCCCUAUCAUACUAUCUCAGAUUGAGAAUGAGUAUGGGGCCCAGAGUAAGUUACUUGGAGAAGCUGGCCGAAACUAUGUUAAUUGGGCUGCUAAAAUGGCGAUUCAGACGGGAACAGGAGUCCCAUGGGUCAUGUGCAAGGAAGAGGAUGCACCAGAUCCAGUGAUAAACACGUGCAAUGGCUUCUAUUGUGACAAGUUCACUCCCAAUAGACCCUAUAAGCCAAUGAUAUGGACAGAGGCUUGGAGUGGCUGGUUUACGGAAUUUGGAGGUCCAAUUCACAAAAGACCCGUACAGGAUUUGGCAUUUGCGGUUGCUAGAUUUAUAAUACGUGGAGGGUCCUUUGUAAACUACUACAUGUAUCACGGUGGAACCAAUUUUGGACGAACAGCUGGUGGCCCUUUCAUUACUACCAGCUAUGACUAUGAUGCUCCACUAGAUGAAUAUGGUUUGAUUAGGCAACCCAAGUAUGGUCAUUUAAAAGAGCUUCAUAAAGCUAUCAAGAUGUGUGAGCGAGCUUUGGUUUCAACUGAUCCAAUUGUUACUUCACUAGGAGCCUCUCAACAGGCUCAUGUAUACUCGACGGAAUCCGGCGAUUGCGCUGCUUUCCUCUCAAACUAUGAUUCAAAAUCCUCAGUUAGAAUCAUGUUUAAUAACAUGCAUUACACUUUGCCACCUUGGUCCGUUAGCAUCCUCCCAGAUUGUAGGAAUGUUGCCUUCAAUACAGCAAAAGUAGGAGUGCAAACAUCUCAAAUGCAAAUGCUGCCAACUAGUACUCAUAUGUUCUCAUGGGAGAGUUUCGAUGAAGAUCCGUCUUCUUUAGACGACAGCGGCUCUACAAUCACUGCCCCGGCUCUCCUGGACCAGCUAAAUGUAACCCGCGAUGCGAGCGACUAUCUUUGGUAUAUGACAAGCAUUGAUAUAGGUUCGUCCGAAUCGUUUCUACAUGGAGGCGAACUCCCUACUCUUAUCGUUCGGUCUACAGGACAUGCUGUCCAUGUUUUCAUCAAUGGUCAACUUUCUGGUUCUGCCUAUGGAACAAGGGAGUAUAGAAGAAUCACAUAUACCGGCAAGGUAAAUCUUCGUGCCGGAACAAACAGAAUUGCUCUGCUCAGUGUUGCCAUUGGACUUCCAAAUGUUGGUGAACAUUAUGAGUCAUGGAACACAGGAAUCCUAGGUCCAGUUUCACUCCAUGGACUUGACCAAGGAAAGUGGGACUUGUCAUGGCAGAAAUGGACUUAUCAGGUUGGGCUGAAAGGAGAGGCCAUGAAUCUUGCAUCUCCUAAUGGUUUUUCUGCAGUCGAGUGGAUGCAAUCGGCGAUAGUUGUACAAAGAAAUCAGCCACUAACAUGGCACAAGACUUUUUUUGAUGCUCCCGAAGGAGACGAACCGUUGGCAUUGGAUAUGGAGGGCAUGGGAAAAGGUCAAAUAUGGAUUAAUGGACAGAGCAUUGGAAGAUACUGGACCACAUAUGCUAAUGGCAAUUGUAGUGGCUGUAAUUAUGCUGGGUCAUUUAAGCCUCCAAAGUGCCAAUUUGGUUGUGGCGAACCAACCCAGAGAUGGUACCAUGUACCACGGUCAUGGUUGAAGCCAAGUCAAAAUCUACUGGUUAUUUUUGAGGAGCUCGGAGGCAAUCCUUUGAGAAUCUCUCUUGUGAAGAGGUCAGUGAGCAGCGUCUGCGCCGACGUGCCGGAGUUUCAUCCGAACAUUAAGAAUUGGCAUAUUGAGAGCUUUGGGAAAUCAGAGGAGUUCCACCCACCAAAGAUUCACUUGCAUUGCAGCCCUGGCCAGACCAUCUCCAUCAUCAAAUUUGCAAGCUUUGGAACUCCUCUAGGGACUUGUGGGAACUAUGAGCAAGGAGCAUGUCAUUCCCCCUCAUCCUACGCCAUUUUAGAGAAGAAAUGUAUAGGAAAACAAAGAUGCACGGUUACAGUUACAAACAGCAAUUUUGGGCAAGACCCGUGCCCAAAGGUGAUGAAGCGGUUAUCAGUUGAAGCUGUUUGCGCUCCAACCGCCACAAAUUGGAGAGGCUGAUUUGGCCACACAAAUAGUAUUUAUUGUGCAGUGACUUAAAUCCCUUAGAUUUAAUGAAUAAAUAACAUUCUUUUGUUUUAAAAUAUUUGUAAAUUCAAAAUUUUAAAGUAGCAGAUAUUUUAAAACAAAGAGAAUUAUAGAAGAAUGGGUACAUUUAGUAGUAGUUGAAUAGGUCAAAUCCAGUGUGAAGGUGUAUUUUUUGUGAAAUGUUGGUGAUGCCAAAGGCAAUGUAGUUCAUAGGUUUUGUUUAGUGGCAUUUAACGUGUGUAAAUUCAUUGUUAGAAAGGUGAAUCUGAAACCAAGGGUCUUAAAUUUUGUACCUAUAGAGCAUCAGUAUUUAAACCGGUUAUGGAGGUGCAAUUGUGUUUUUGCUUGUAUUUCUAGGGAUUACCCCAAAUCUAUGUUCAAAUUGGGAACAUAUUGUGAUAUCAUUGUCCAUUGAAGUUUGAAGAUAUCUAUCUACCUUGCCUGA